This is a messenger RNA of Lampris incognitus (smalleye Pacific opah), 2963 nucleotides long. RefSeq names its product tubulin, delta 1 (gene tubd1). Gene Ontology annotation, cellular component: cytoplasm; microtubule. Gene Ontology annotation, biological process: mitotic cell cycle; microtubule cytoskeleton organization. Gene Ontology annotation, molecular function: structural constituent of cytoskeleton; GTP binding. The transcript is spliced from 8 exons. Bases 101 to 1444 code for a protein of 447 amino acids. NCBI's taxonomy places the organism in Eukaryota, Metazoa, Chordata, Actinopteri, Lampriformes, Lampridae. The record is from RefSeq and is a predicted model, not a curated record.
UGACAGUUUAUCUUCCGGAGCUUGUCUAUUUAUCGUAUAUUCUUGUAGGUUGAUAGUAAAACGAGCCUUCCCCCAUGACGGGAGGGUUUUGCUCUGACGGAUGUCGGUGGUGACAGUGCAGCUCGGUCAGUGUGGUAACCAGGUGGGACAGGAGUUGUUCGACGUUAUCUGCGAUGAUGCGGAUCAAGGAAAAGGAAAAGCAUAUCGCGACGCCAGCAUUGAUCGCUUCUACAAUGAAACGACAAACCGUGAGCUUGUGGCCAGAGCAGUGCUCAUUGACAUGGAGCCCAAAGUGAUCAACAACAGCUUGACCAAAGCUACAAAGUCUGGCAGGUGGAGAUACGGAGACAAAUCCCACUUCAGCCAGAAAGAGGGUUCUGGAAAUAACUGGGCUAAUGGGUAUUGUGUUCAUGGUCCACGUCACAGAGAGUUGGUUGAGGACCUCGUGCGGCGAGAGGUGGAGUGCUGUGACAGAUUAGCUGGGAUUAUGGCCAUUAUGAGCGUGGCAGGGGGUACAGGGUCCGGGGUCGGCACCUACGUCACACAGUGUCUGCGAGAUGUCUACCCUAACUCCUUCAUCCUUAACCACCUCACCUGGCCAUAUGGCACUGGAGAGGUGAUAGUUCAGAACUACAACUGUGUCCUGACGUUGUCUCACCUCUACCAGCUGUCUGAUGUCAUCUUAGUGCAUGAGAAUGAUGUGGUGCACAGGAUCUGCAGUCAGUUGCUGAACAUCAAACACACCUCUUUCAGUGACAUCAACAGGGUCAUUGCCCACCAGCUGGGCAGUGUUCUGCAGCCUGCGCUCACUGGGGACUCCCAUGGAGUCUACAGUAGAAAUCCCCUCGGUGAGUUGGUGAGCAGCCUGGCGUGCCACCCAGAAUAUAAGCUACUGAGCAUGUGUACCAUCCCUCAGAUGGCCAGCUCCUCCAUUGCCUACAGUGCGUUUACCUGGCAGGGCUUGCUCAAACACCUCCGCCAGAUGCUCAUCUCUAACACAAAGAUGGAGGAAGGUAUAGACUGGCAGGUAACUGCCCCUCAUAUCAAUCCUAUUGCCCCUGAGAGAAGCAGGAGUCUCAGAGGAGCAGGCUUUAACACCUCGCUGGCCAAUCUGCUGAUACUGAGAGGAAAAGAUGUCUACAGCACUGAGACAGGAGGCUUCCAGGAGCCAGGCCUCUACGGUGCCUGGCUCCCGUCAGCAGAGGCCCUUGGCGUGUGGAAAUCCCCCGUGCCGUUUAACAAGUACGAGAAGUCCGCCACGCUGCUCAGCAACAGCCAGGCGCUGCUCACACCUCUGGAGAGUAUGGCGGGGAAAGCCUGGAAUAUGUUCGCCUCCAGGGCGUACAUUCAUCAGUACACCAAGUUUGGGAUCACGGAGGAAGAUUUUCUGGACAGCUUUACAUCUCUAGAGCAAGUCAUCUCCAGCUACACUCAGCUCUCCUAACGUCACCUCUGGACAUCAAAUGGAUGGGCUGUGUGUGUGUAUAUAUAUAUAUAUAUAUUUUUGGAAGUACAACUGCUAUAUUUUGGAUUAUAUUGAACAUGUAAAAUAAUUCAAAAAUGGCCUUAUAAAUCGUAUUUUGAAUUGGGUAACCAUUUAACUGACAGACCAUUCAUUACAAAGACAAACGAAUAAUUUACAAGUAAAAUAGAUGUAAUUUAACUGAUGGGUGGUAAUUGCUGAGUAAAAUAGGGGCUUUUCCAUGUCUUAUGUUUCCUAGUUUUAAUGCGCUGUUAAAUAUAAUUUACAUCAAACACUGCAUGGGAUAAAUUCACAACACAUGCCAAACGAGUAUUUUGAAUCCUUAAGAGUUGGCAGGGAUAAAUAUUAAUAUAAAUUAAUAUAAAGUCAAUAUUGAAUGUCUUGUUAUCUUUACUAUUGUUAAAUUACAUAGGAUGGUCAAUCCAUACUUUGAUAUAGAUUGUAUUUAACAGCACAUUAUGACAAUAGAAAAGCCUCCAUUUUACUCGUAUUACAUCUAUUUUACUUGUAUAUUACUUGUUUAUUUCUGUGUAAUAAAUGGCUUGUAAUUUAAAGUGUUAACCUCUAAGUGCACUUUUAAAAUGUUGCUGAGUACUGUUCAGAGUAACAAGUCACCAAGAUACAGAUGUCAGUGACAGAUUCCAAAAACUACCUAGCUGUAAGGAAAUUAAAAACGCUUAAGGGCACAGUGUUUACACUAAAUUGGUGCCCUUUCAUGAUAAAUGUCAACCCAUGAGAACCAUUUUGCCUCUUCAGAACAAAAAAAAAAAGUUACACGUGCGGUUAUAUACUGAUUUGAACAGAUUUAGUGACUCCUAUGCUUUUAACACAAUUUGUACACUUUUAAAUGUUAAACAUUACAAAGACAAGGGAAUUCUACAUUAGACACCUUUUAUGCAUUUAUUGACUAAUCAAUUUUACAAGAUGACUUGGUACAUACAGAUUCGUUCUGGCAAACAAAUCCUCAACACCCUCAUCCCCAACAUGAACUGCUUCGUGGCCUCCCUUAUCCAGAAAUGGGACUACUCGAAGGGGAACAGCCCGAUACGUGACACAGGACUCUGAACAGUGUGCUGAGAUGCCGCAGGCCCACAACUUCAGCCAGCUUACAGACUGUUGUUGCCGUGUCAUUUUAAAACAGCCAACACCAGUCUGAUAAGCUAGCUGACAGGGGGGGAGAGUAGGGUAAAAGGUGCACUCCUGACAAAAAAGGGGUAUUUGUCCUGAUCUGCAGGAUAGGUUGCAGAUGGGGCAGAUAUCAAUUCCAGACUUGACUUGUGAAAGACCGAAAGCAAGUGGAGACACGAAAGCAGAGCGGAUGCUCAGACUCCGAGUGUGGAUAAACUCAAACCAACUGGAGAGCAUUCCAAUGAUGGUGGACCCCUCCAAAAAAAGUUUCCAAUAAUAUGAAACAUCAGACUGAAAGCUCUGUUGCUUGUAAUUAAAGUUCAUUUGGGAAAGGCGAACGCUAAUGUGUAAA